This is a messenger RNA of Brassicogethes aeneus, 1413 nucleotides long. NCBI's taxonomy places the organism in Eukaryota, Metazoa, Arthropoda, Insecta, Coleoptera, Nitidulidae. The record is from the annotation of a GenBank genome assembly.
GAAGACGAGAAGUUAAAUUUUAUUGAGGACUUUGUCACCAAAGAUAGUAUUUAUGUCAUAAAACCUAAGGAUGUAGAACUUGAAAACCAAUCACUUUUAGACAGUCUACUUACCUUUGAAAAAGAACAAAAUAUUGUUACAUUGGAAAAUAUUGAAAGAAAUAUUAAUGAAGAAUGUAGAAGAGAUUGUCAGGUUGAUUGUAAAACCUCAAGUACACAUUCCAAAGUCAGUACAAAAAUUAAAGAGGAAGAUGACCAUUGCCUGGAUGAUUUUCACGUUAAAACCGAGUGUGAUACCACAGAUACACAUGUAUCCAUUGAUUGGGUAAAAUUGAUUAAUUUUUCUGAAAAAUCCGGUAAUACACAUUCCAAAGUUAUUGAAGAAAUUAAAGAAGAGGAGCAUUGCCUGGAUGAUUUUUAUGUUAAAACCGAAUCUAAAAUCAACGGUAAUGAUGAAUAUAACAAUUCUCAUCGAGGAGAUGAAAGUAAAGGUUUCGUGUGCAAUAUUGAGCAUGAAAGAAGGGACAAUGUAUUUUCUAAAGAAGAUUAUACAAAUUACCUACACAAUGAAGACGAUAAGGAUGAGGCCAUGUUGGAGACGAAAAUUGAAGUGGAAAAUCACGGGGUUGAAACGAACAUUUGUGAUAUGAUUCCAAAUAAAUCAGGGACCGAAAAAAAAGUUGGAAAUUUUGAAAUCAGAAAAAUUAUAAUUGUGACUACACGCAGAAAAAGGAAAAGGGGUUCAUUUAAAUGCGUCAUUUGUGAAAAAGUAUUUACUAGUGGGUUCACUCUAAAAACACAUUUAAACGCUGUACACUUGAAAAUUUUUAAGAAAUGUCCACACUGCGACUUUAAAACACCUUACGACAAAAUCCUGAAAAGACAUCAAAACGUAAAACACGAAGGUGUGUUUCAAAAAUGUCCUUAUUGCACCGAAGCGUUGGACACGAAAAAAAAUUUGGAUUUUCAUGUACAAACAAUGCACAAAGCGCAAAACAAGAUAGAACGGAAAAUAACCAUCACAAACAACUUUAAAAAGUGUGACAAUUGUAAAAAGGUUUUGAAUUAUGGUGUGGGUUCUUCAAGGUAUGGAAAACAUGCUAAUGUGUGUUUUGGCUUCGACAAGGAUUAUUUUUUUUGUCAGUUGUGUCCGCACAAAUCUGCUCGAAUCGCCAACUUGUUAAAACACAUUCGACUCCACAAGAACUACACAACCUACCAGUGCAAUUUUUGCGACUACAACUCGCUCACGCAGGCUUUAAUAGACCGCCACAUUACCAUACAACAUAAAGAAUUAGUCGUGAAAAACAGUCAGUUGCUCUCGCAGCCCAUUUAUUGGUGCGACACUUGCGAUUUUCGGUCAAUAAUCAAGAAAAAUUUUGAUAGGCACAUUGCAGAAUGCUUCAAAGUUUAA